This is a messenger RNA of Plodia interpunctella (Indianmeal moth), 2855 nucleotides long. Its product is annotated as facilitated trehalose transporter Tret1-like. The transcript has 4 exons. Gene Ontology annotation, biological process: transmembrane transport. The record is from RefSeq and is a predicted model, not a curated record. Lineage: Eukaryota; Metazoa; Arthropoda; Insecta; Lepidoptera; Pyralidae. Gene Ontology annotation, molecular function: transmembrane transporter activity. Gene Ontology annotation, cellular component: membrane. The coding region runs from base 618 to 1889 and encodes 423 amino acids.
AAAUACAUAAUUGGUUGAAAUGUGACCAUCACAUCAUUGGAGCAUCUCUGGUAUACCUCCAAAUGUUUGCUAUAGGAGCGGGCUCGACAUCAUAUGAUGAGAUAUUUCCAUUGAAAUACAAGAAUGUGCCUGUGAUGAUAGACGCAUAUUAUUGAAAUGUUUGAACGUUCCUUUAAAUUUGAAGCGGUUGCCGCAAUUUCUGUCGACAUUUGGGCUGAAUGGGACCUACUCCAUUUAUAGGGUAGGGUAGUGAUGCUAUAUGGAAUGGUAGUGGAUGCUACCAGAAACAAAAGAUUUAACAUUGCAGAACACAGUGGAGUCUUACUGGACGAAGAAGAAAAUAACAGAAGAGAUGAAGAAUGAAGAACUACAAGACUUAGUUUAACUUAAAGGAUUUAUAUAGUAACUAGUUAAAACAUGUUGAAUGUUGUUUCGUGACGGGAGCAGUGUGCUGCAACAUCGUGGGCCACGGCUGCACGCUGGGCUACCCAGGGAUCUUGUUACCGCAGCUGAAACUGCCAGAUAGCACCAUCACACUCAGCUUAACCGAAGAAUCUUGGCUAGCGGCGGUGACGGGCAUCCUGCUGCUGGUGGGCAGUUUCGUGGCGCCGCCCAUCAUGUCACACUUCGGACGGAAGGCCGUGCACCUAGGACUCACCGUGCCCAGCCUCGUGGGGUGGUUCAUCACUAUCUUGGCGACAAAUUUUGAGAUGCAUUUAAUCGGAAGAAUCCUGCAGGGUCUAUCCUUCGGCAUGAUGAUCCCCGUCCGCUCCGUCCUCAUAGGAGAAUAUACCAGCCCCAAGAACCGAGGUGCCUUCCUCACUCUCCUGGCCUUAGCUCAAGGUUUCGGCAUUUUUUACGUCCAUCUUCUAGGUUCUGUCACUGAUUGGCAAAGGACAGCCUUAAUCUGUGUGUUCUUCCCAUUCUUCAGCCUCAUCAUGACUAUCUACGCUCCAGAAUCUCCAAGCUGGCUCGCUUCGAAACGAAGAUACGACGAAUGCAGAACUGUUUUUAGAUGGCUGAGAGGUUAUGAUGAAGAUGAUGAAUUAGAAGAGAUGAUACACGCAAGGAUACUGAUAGAAAAGGCGGCGAAUGUAGAAAAUAAAACAAAAAAUAAUGUUUUCAAGCAGGUAGCAUCGACUAUAAAGAAGAAGGAAUUCUACAAACCUAAUCUAUUGAUGAUAUCAGCUUUCUGUAUGAUCCAGUUCGUUGGUGGCACAACCAUGGCGGCGUACUCACCGGUAAUAAUAAAAUUGAUCGUCGGACCUGAAGCUAACGCCAAUUUCUGGAUGAUAGCGUUGGACUCGCAGCGAAUCGUGUCUAACUCCAUUGCAGUGUUCGUUAUAAACAAGGUGAAUAGGCGUACAAUGAUGUUUUCUUCGGGAGGACUAUGUGUGUUCAGUCACUUGGCGAUUGCCGUCUAUGUCUACACCAGGAAGCAUGGUAUGCUCCAAUAUGAUGCUAUGUGGCUCCCUCUAUUACUAAUCAACAUGCAAUUUUUCACAGUGGCCGUGGGCAUGAUUCCUUUGCCAACUAUCAUUGCAGGAGAAGUGUUCCCCUUGCAGUAUAAGGCUAUAGGAGGCACCAUCAGUACUCUAUCGCUUUCUGCGUUCAUGUUUUUAGCUUUGAAGACGUUCCCAAUAUUAUCCAGAAACGCAGGAAUCGACGGAACAUAUUUUGUGUACGCGGUAGUAAUAACGUUGAAUUUGGUGAUAAUUUGGUUCCUAAUGCCAGAAACUAGAGGCAGGACUUUGCAACAGAUUGAGAAUGAGUUUAGAGGGGGCAGGUUGCAAACUGUUGAGGAGAAAGGGACUGAGUUGGACCCAAUUGUUGUGAAUUAUAAGAGGAGAAAGUCUGAGCGAAGAUGCAGUAGUCCUUUGUUGCAUUAGUAUUAACCUAGAAGAACUUAAGUCCUAUGAGCAGAUUUUAAUAGGAGCAAGGACAAAUAAAGACAGGUUCGUGACUGUCUUAUUAUAAGGACCAAGUCAAAAUGUUUCAAACCUUGGUCCAUUAUGGUGUCAAGGUGGAGGGAUCAAACUGAUACUGUUCCCUGAAAUAUUCUUUCAGUGCCCUCCAGGUGCAAUGUUGCAGCUCGAAAAUCUUUAUUUUAUUAGGAAUGUUCAAGGCUCGUUUCACCAGUUUCUCAUAAAAUAUCAUAUUAUAAUCUGACAGAUAAACUAACCUGAUCUGUCUGAAUAAAUCAGUUAGCCCUAUUCAACACUUGUGAACCACAAUUUUUAACGUUAUCUGUCCGAUAUGUAACAUUAUUAUUCGAUAUGUAACAUUAUUAUCUGAUUAUUAGACACUUUAUUAGCAAGCGGUGAAACAGGCCCUUGACCAGCUGAGAUUUUUAUCUGAGUUCAUAUCACAAAAUAGGGAGAAGUAUAACAAAGAGUUUUGGACGAAAAAAAGAAAAGAAUAAAAGACGUGAUUUACACUCAAUUGUUCUAAGUUUGUAUAGAAUAUACUGAGGUUAGUGAUUGUAUCUCAAAUACUCAAGAUAAGAGUGAAGUGUUUGUUAAGACAAUAUGUAUUGAUAAGGUAUGCAUUUAGGCGUAGGAAGGAUGACAGGUGGAAGAACAUUUAGGUAAAAUGUCUCUUUGGUCGAGUAUUUUAUUACCAUGAACACCUAAAGAAUAUAUUGUUUUGUAUCUAUGUGUACGGUACAGUACAGGUAAUACAGGUACGGUACAGGUAAUAUUAGUAAUGGUAAGUAAAAUGACUAUGAACGAUUGUGUGUACUAAAUUUAACUGCUAAUACUGACAUGAUCGCUUCAAAUCAUGUUUGUUACAUAUUUUCUGUAUAUAUCUCUCUUUUGGGAAUAAAGAAUAUUUUUAUUGUAUUGUGUAUGAUG